Molecule: messenger RNA, 1908 nt
Organism: Culex pipiens pallens (northern house mosquito)
Lineage: Eukaryota; Metazoa; Arthropoda; Insecta; Diptera; Culicidae
Product: probable tRNA (uracil-O(2)-)-methyltransferase
Exons: 2
Coding region: 69-1892 (607 amino acids)
Biological process (GO): tRNA methylation
Molecular function (GO): tRNA (uridine) methyltransferase activity; metal ion binding
Source: RefSeq, a predicted model, not a curated record
ACCAACACAAAAAUUAUUUUUGGUACGGGUUUUGAAUGCCGCGAAUUUAAUUUCCUCAAAUCUAAACAAUGUUCGACCACACGCUCGCCACCCAACCCAUCCCGGGCAUCACGCCGGAGCUGUUUUACCGCGCCGCCAACAUUUACCUCCAGAAGCCGCACGUCGUGAACCGGAAGCUGUUUGGAGCGAGCACGUUGGCCACGUUCCGAGUUCGGCGGGGUGAUCCGGUGGACGUGGACGAACUGGUGGACCGGUUGCGGGAGCGAUUGUCCGCUGGGGGGGAGAACGACGGAAUUGAGAAGGGUGUGCGGGAGGUUUGCGAUGACUUGGGGUGGGAAGUUGAGCUGCUUCCGGAGGGAGUGGAUUUGAACGGGUUUGAGGGAGGGUAUUUGGUGCUGAAGAGGUUGCUGCCUAGGAAUUUGAACGUGUUUAAGCCGCUGGAAGUUUUGGCGAUUGUUGACCCGGAAUUGAAACGGAUUACUUUUCGAUGCCUUCAAGACGAAGAGAACAACCUAACUCCAAAGUUCAGCUUUGCAGUGCAACUGGUUGAAGAAACGUUGUCCAUAAGAUGUAAAUCAAGCCCAACUCCGGAUGAAAAGUCCUCGAUCUGGUUGAAGGAAGUCUUGUUCCGAAGACUUCUGAAAUGGAUCGACAACCUGAUCCAGAAAACAGACCAAAAGGGUGAGCAAAUCUCGCUUGGUCUAAUCAACGACCUGGAAGAGUACAACCGGUUGUACGGAGAGCUGAAGACCAGGUACGGCACGGAAAUGGUUCGGAUCUGGCCGGAAUCGACCGAUCCCCGGAAGUUCGUCUACGAAGACGUCGCAAUUGCCACCUAUCUGUUGCUGCUGUGGAAGCAGGAACGGGAGGAAUGUGGUUUCGAGGCGUUGCAGUCUUUUGUGGAUCUUGGCUGUGGCAACGGGCUGCUGGUGUACAUUCUGGCCUCCCAAGGACAUCCCGGAGUGGGGAUUGACUUGAGGAAGCGCAAAAUUUGGGAUUGCUUUCCGGGUAACGUGACACUUCGGGUGGAAUCUAUUGAUCCUUCGGGGAAUGCCCUCUUCCCGGACACGGAUUGGAUCAUCGGAAAUCACUCGGACGAGCUGUCCCCUUGGAUUCCGGUGCUGGCCGCUCGUAGUGCCUUCCGGUGUCGCUACUUCCUGCUGCCUUGUUGCGCGUUUGAGUUUGACGGAACCAAGUUCCAGCGGCAGAACUCGUCCGUCAGUCAGUACGGGGACUUUCUGCGUUACGCCAAGCAGAUCUCCGCCGUUUGCGGCUUUGAAACGGCGAUGGACCGCCUGAAAAUCCCCAGCACGAAGCGAACCUGCCUGAUCGGCUCGGAACGAACCUACCGGGAGGACCAGUUUGAAGAGAACCUCGCUAAAAUCCAAACCUUCAUCGAUUCCCGGACGCCGGACACAAGAUUCAAAGCUCGGCCCGCCGAAGAAAGAGUCCGGAACUGCACCAAGAUCAGCCGCAGCGUCGUGGACGAAAUUGUCCGGAUUGUGUUCGAGGCGUUGAUCGCGAAGCGGCACCUCGCCGAAGAGCACUUUCCCGGGAAGGGUUGGAACGCCGGCGGGACGCUUGCGAUCGGCCAGCUGGUCCGGUUGAUUCCGGCGGAUCGACUGGCGGCUCUCAAGUCGGAAUGUGGCGGACUGCAGACGUUGCUGCGGAACAAUCAUCAGAUAUUCGCGGUGUUGAACGGGACGGUGCAGUUGAGGUUGCCUACCCGGCGGGGGAUUGGGAGUAAAACCGAGGAGGAGUUGAAGCGCAAGGUGAAGAAGCAGAACCGGGGGAAUCGGAUGGCGGAUUUGAAGGAGCGGCCGUGCUGGUUCUUUGGGAAUCAUCCGGACGGGUGUCCGUUCGAGGAGGAGGACUGUAAGUUUAAACAUUGACGGUGACUUUGUUAAA